Messenger RNA from Cajanus cajan (pigeon pea), 3103 nucleotides. The record is from RefSeq and is a predicted model, not a curated record. Lineage: Eukaryota; Viridiplantae; Streptophyta; Magnoliopsida; Fabales; Fabaceae.
ACAAAGAAAUACCUAUUUUUUGACUAGUUAAUAAUUAAGCAUUUGUCUUUGAUAUAAUUUUAAAUUUGUAUAAUCCUCAUAAGUUCUGAAAGAAGGUGAUAAAGUUGAGUUGAAUAGCGGUUUAUUAAAAGCAAAGUCCAUUACUCCAAAUAGAGAAAUUGCAUUUGUGAUUCUUGAAAAUGAGUGGAAGUGGAGUGGUGGUGGGUAUGGUAUUGUUUGUGUUUGUGAAGCAUGUGAGUGCAGAAGCAGAAGAGCAUCUUCCUCGCGUAGUCACGCCGUUUCCCGCGCCCAAGAUAACAGAGCUUCCUCAGUUUCAAGGUGUCCAUAAGGAGACUUUGUACUGGGGAACUUAUCGCCCCCAGCUCUAUCUCGGAAUCCGUGCCAGGACUCCAAAGUCUUUGAUUGCUGGAUUAAUGUGGAUUGUUGUGAAGGACGGUAGAUAUCAUUUGCGGCAUGUUUGCAGACAUGAGGAUGACCUAAGUAGUUAUGGUUGGACAAAGCACAAUGGACGUGAUUUUGGAAAUCAAGUGCUGGUUGACCAUGGCUUGACCUUGAAUACCGGAUUUUUAAAAUCAAAAGAGGAAGGCAGUGGCUAUGGAGGGGAUUGGGCAGUUCAGAUUAAUGUGCAAGCUGAUAAGUCCAAGUGGAAUGAAGAAUUUGGGAGAGGUGCCCAGCUUUUCUUCUAUUUGGCUGAUGAAGGUGGUAAUGCUCUAAAUUUAAGUAGAAAAAACUUGAACAUUCGUGGGGAUUCUUUGCUGGCAUCUGGCUCUCGAGCCGACAUUGGAGAUUGGCAGCUACAUUUAAAAUCAAUGGAUGAUUUGGAGCUGCAUUAUUCUGGAUUUCACACUCCACACUUUCACAAUUUGUCUGAUCGUGUUGAGGAAAAUCUUGCAUCUCAAAUAAGAAAACAAGAUCGACUGCUGCUAUCCGACUCAUCAGAUGAUUCUCCAAAUGUUUUAGUUUUUCAGAUUAUUGGUGGAUUUUCUUUCACAACAGAUUUUACAUUUAUCUCUGGAACUGAUUCAGAAGGUUCAAAAGUGGAAGGUUCAAAAGUUGAAGAGCGUGUCAGUAGUCUUACAGGAACUUCACUGUCCAAUCAACUGAAAUAUAAAGAACAAGCAUUUGAUGAAAAGUUUGAGAAAAUUUUCAAUUUAGCUGAGAAGGUAGAUCCAGAAUCCAUAUCUGUUGGUAAGGCUGCUGUGGGAAACUUAAUCGGUGGCAUCGGUUACUUCUAUGGCCAGUCAAAAAUUGCUCUUUCAGGAAUCCUUAAUCUUAGGGAACAUGUUAAUUAUAUAUCAUAUUGGCCUGCUGAGCUUUACACAGCUGUACCAUGUCGACCUUCCUUUCCAAGAGGAUUUUUAUGGGAUGAAGGUUUUCAUCAACUUAUAAUCUGGCGUUGGGAUAUCCAUAUUUCAUUGGAUAUUAUUGGACACUGGUUAGAUUUGAUGAAUGCUGAUGGAUGGAUACCGCGUGAACAAAUUCUCGGGGCAGAAGCACUGAGUCGGGUUCCAGAGGAAUAUGUUCCUCAGCAUCCAACAAAUGGAAAUCCUCCAACUCUGUUUUUAGCAUUAAAUGGUAUAGUUAAUGGCUUGAAGAAUAAUGAGUUUACUGCAAAGGAUAAAACUGAGAUCUCUCUAUUCCUAGAGCGUGCCUUUGUUCGAUUAGAAGCAUGGUUCCAAUGGUUCAAUACAACUCAGUCAGGGAAACAGAUGAGCAGCUAUUAUUGGCAUGGACGGGACAAUAAGACUAUACUUGAAUUAAAUCCCAAGACACUCACCUCUGGAUUCGAUGAUUAUCCACGUGCUUCACACCCAAGUGCAGAUGAACGGCACGUGGAUCUUAGAUGUUGGAUGUUACUUGCAGCAGAUUGUUUGCAUUCCAUUGAAGAGUUGUUGGAUAAGGAAACCAAACCCGAAGGGAAUUAUGGUUCUACUGCUAAAUUGCUAUCAGAUGUCGAGUUGCUGAACCAGAUGCAUUAUGAUGACAGAUAUGGUGCUUACUUUGAUUUUGGAAAUCAUACAGAAAAGAUUCAACUUAAAUGGAAAGAAGUGGAGAUAGGACACAAUAAUACUGCUCGCCAGCUUGUCAGGGAUGUUUUAGAGAGGCCCGUAUUGAGAAUGGUUCCUCACAUUGGUUAUGUUAGUCUAUUCCCAUUCAUGGGGAAGAUCAUUUCACCUGGAUCAUGGAUUCUGGAAAAGCAACUUCAACUCAUUUCAAAUGAUAGCCUCUUUUGGACUGACUUUGGACUACGAUCACUUGCCACGACAAGUUCCUUGUACAUGAAAUUCAACUCAGAGAGGGAAGGCCCAUAUUGGAGAGGUCAAAUUUGGAUAAACAUGAAUUACAGAAUUCUUUCAGCGCUCCAUCAUUACUCCAAAGAGAAUGGGCCAUAUCAGGACAUGGCUAAAGCCAUCUAUAAAGAAUUGAGAAGCAAUUUAAUAAGAAAUAUAGUACGCAAUUAUGAAGAGACUGGAUUUUUGUGGGAACAGUAUGAUCAGAAUAAUGGUAAGGGAAAAGGGUCACAUCCAUUCACCGGCUGGACAUCGCUUAUGGUACUAAUCAUGGCAGAAGCAUAUGACAUAAUUUAGGUUACCACAUUAUCCAAAUACCCAACAGCAUUGGACCUUUUAUACACUCUGGAGUAAUCAAAACAAGAUCUUCACAGAAUAUCAUAAGAAGGGCAUCUAAUUUCUCAUAAGGCUAUCAUACUACAACUAAGUAUAAUAACCCCCCACCAACUCCCUUGGCUGGUGUCAAUAAUGUAUUUCAAAUUAAAAGUGAUAUCGACAAAGUUCUGUAGAGACUUAAAAAAAAAUCUGUAGAGGCUAAAAGUUAUCAUUCCAAAGGCUACUUUGUCUGUGUUUAAGCAUCAUAUCAAAGAUCCUCUUGUCUUGCACCUUUUUCAGGAAUUAUAAAGGAAACAGAGUUUUAAAACAAGAUUCCUCCACCCUCACUUUUCAGAAGCUACUACGACAUUCUAGGAGAUUUUCAUUUGUACUAUGGACAUGAAUGGAGUUCUUCACUAUGUAUCAGUAAUCAGAAUCAAGGCAGGAUUCGAAAAUUCUUCCGACCAAAUAAUAAUAUAUAAAAUUAGUGAGUGAGA